Messenger RNA from Loxodonta africana (African savanna elephant), 8534 nucleotides. RefSeq names its product hyaluronan and proteoglycan link protein 3 (gene HAPLN3). The record is from RefSeq and is a predicted model, not a curated record. Gene Ontology annotation, molecular function: hyaluronic acid binding. Gene Ontology annotation, cellular component: perineuronal net; synapse. Bases 603 to 1673 code for a protein of 356 amino acids. NCBI's taxonomy places the organism in Eukaryota, Metazoa, Chordata, Mammalia, Proboscidea, Elephantidae. The transcript is spliced from 5 exons. Gene Ontology annotation, biological process: skeletal system development; cell adhesion; positive regulation of neuroblast proliferation.
CAUGAUGGCCUAAUUCAGGGGCAGAGGUAUGUUCCCAAGCCCUUUGCUUCUUACAGGGGGAGGGGGAGGCGCCCAGAACCCUCACCCCUCCUUCUGCCGAGAGGUGCAGUGACGUUCACCUGCAGAGCGCUAGAGAGUGGAUCCCACAGUUAGGCCCGCUGUUUUUGGGAAACUAGGGCGUUCUAAUGGGCCCCCUCUCUACAAACACUCCUCUCCCAUCCCCCAUUUACCUCCUACCCCAAGAUGUGACAGCCUCAAUUCCGGGCGCUCCCUUCACCGACCAUCCAGCUGCUCCCCAGCCGGGUGGUCCCCAGCCCAGUCUGGCGACUGCCAGGCAUUUGCAGCAACUCCUCCCUUCGGGCCCACCCCUUGGAAGGGAAAGGGGCGUGUGUUCCUUUAAGGGGCUGGCCUGGCGGGAGCGCGGGGGUUUGUCCCGAGCCGCUUCCUUUCUGGCAAUUGAAUAUCCCCAAAUCCUUCUGCGGCCUCGCACCCGGCAGUCGGAAGCCCCGAGCGCUCGAGCCGUCGAAGAGCCGCCCGGGGACGCUUGCCCAGGCCCCUAGCUUUGCCCAGGGUACACUGCUGCUGCAGCCGUCCAUGACACGAUGAGCCCGCUGCUCCUGCUGCUCCUGCUGCCCUACGCCUCUGGACUGCCCUUCUACAAUGGCUUCUACUACUCCAAUGGCCCCAACGGCUGGGGUCUUGGCCAUGGCGAAGGCUUGUUCAACGGAGUGAAGCUGGUGGUGGAGACGCCUGAGGAGACCCUGUUCACUCACCAAGGGGCCAACGUGACCCUGCCCUGUCGCUACCACUAUGAGCCAGCCCUGGCCUCCCCAAGGCCGGUGCGCAUCAAGUGGUGGAAGCUGUCGGAGAACGGGGCCCCGGAGAAGGAUGUGCUAGUGGCCAUCGGGCUGAGGCACCGCUCCUUCGGGGACUACCAAGGCCGGGUGCACCUUCGGCAGGAGAGGGAGUGGGAAGUCUCACUGGAGAUCCGGGACUUGCAACUGGAGGACUAUGGGCGCUACCGCUGCGAGGUCAUUGAUGGGCUGGAGGAUGAGAGUGGCCUGGUGGAGCUGGAGCUGAGGGGCGUGGUCUUUCCCUACCAGCCUCCCCAGGGGCGCUACCAGCUCAACUUCCAUGAGGCCCAGCAGGCCUGUGAGGAGCAGGACGCGGUUCUGGCCUCCUUCGAGCAGCUCUUCCGGGCCUGGGAGGAGGGCCUGGACUGGUGUAAUGCAGGCUGGCUGCAGGACGCCUCAGUGCAGUACCCCAUCAUGCUGCCCCGGCAGCCCUGUGGUGGUCUGGGCCUGGCGCCUGGCGUGCGCAGCUACGGCCCACGGCACCGCCGCCUGCACCGCUAUGAUGUGUUCUGCUUCGCCACUGCCCUGAAGGGGCGGGUGUACUACCUGGAGCACCCCGAGAAGCUGACCCUGACAGAGGCAAAGGCAGCCUGCCAGGAGGACGGUGCCCAGAUCGCCAAGGUGGGCCAGCUCUUUGCCGCCUGGAAGUUCCGGGGCCUGGACCGCUGUGAUGCUGGCUGGCUGGCAGAUGGCAGCGUCCGCUACCCAGUGGCUCACCCCCGCCCCAACUGUGGGUCUGCUGAACCCGGCGUCCGAAGCUUUGGCUUCCCAGACCCGCAGAGCCACAAGUAUGGGGUCUACUGCUACCACCAGCGGUAGAACUCGGGGUGCCAGCCCUGCACCCACUCACUCCCUCAACAGCUGUGUAUUUAUCAAAUGGUUCGUCAUCCCUUGAGGGUUAGGGCAAUUUUAGUGUUGUUUUUAUACUUAAACAGUUUUAAAGUAUGACUAUUUUUUGUAAACUCGACAGAAUCCAGGCCCUUCCUUUGCUCAGUGGACACCCCCAAGGCUCUUGCCCUCCAGAAAUCCUCCUGCUUCCUCCUCUGGGACAUUUGUGCCUUUUGGGCUUUUAAAAAGUCUCUUGUCAUCACUGAGCCUGGCCCUGUCUCUGCCCUGGGCAUGCUGUUACCCAGAGGAGGCUAUAGCCUGUCCACGGUGCCUCAGGGAGUCAGUGUUACGGGAAAAAGGUUCUUGCCUCUCAUUGGUCACGAAUAAAUUUUCCACACAAGCAAAGGUUUAUUGAAGAGGCUUGUAAGCGGAGAUGAGGAGGGCCUAAGCAACGCAUACUCCCGUCUCACAGAACAAAAGAUGGGCCUGGGUUUUUAAAAAUUCUUGGGUGGGAAAAGAUUCAUGUUUAUUCGUAGGCACAGGCGGGGAUAUGUUAACUAUCGUGCACGUGCAGCAGCUUUCCAAGAUGGCUCCUGUCCCGGAGGCCUCUGGGAUUCAUAAUAGGACUUAUUAUGCGGUGUUGCACCUGUGCAGUCUCUCGCUCCCCGGGUCCGAUUCCCUGGCUGGGGCUGUAGCCCCUUACUGCCUUUGGUGGAAGGUCACACAGCGGUCACAGGUGGCUAUUCUGUGCAUGUCCCUGGGCGAGUUUUCUCCAGCUGGUUCUGAAAGACAACUCUGAAGAAGUUUGCAGCCAAUUUUCUGAUACCUUGCCCCAUUGUUCUGGGGAAUAGCUUUGUUUCUACUUCCUGGCACAUUUCUUGUUACUUUGUUUGCACAUUUGGGGGCCCCUCUGUUCCCUUCUCAACAAGUCCCUAGGUUCCACACCCAACCCCCUAUUACUUCCCUGAUAGCAUAGCCUAUCCCUCUUUUACUUGCUUCUGCUCUAAUCACGCCAGCCUCUUUGCUGUUCCUCAAACAGGCACCCUCCAAUCUCAGGGCCUUUGGUCCCUGUCUUAUCAGGGCUGAGCUGGAGUAGACCUUGGCCUUUUCUUGUACUGUGUGGCUUCAAACCCAGCCUAGGGCAAGGAGAGGGCUUCGGGCCUUGCAGCUCCUUGCCCCUCCUACUCUUCUGCUAAGCUGCUGGCCCAAAUCAACCCCUGGGAGAAACUGCAGCUGGAAGGGAGUCCCCAUGCUCCUAUUCAAAACCCGGACAGUCCCCUCCCUUCUCUCCUGAUUCCAAAGAACCUGUGUUUUGUUCUCAUUUUUCCCCAAUUGGGGAGUGGCCCUCAGGUGUGUGUUCUUUCUUUGGACAAUAAAUGCUGCUGUGACCAUUUCCUCUGUUCCCAGCCCUCCCCUGUGUCUGCUUCAGUCUCUGGGCACAGCUAUCUGGCCCAGUGGGCAUGGUGGGGGGCCGUUCUCUCCCAGGCUUCACCGGGCAGCUGGGCCAGUUCAGUUGGUGCUAUUCAUUGAAUUGUGUCGCCCAGAAUGUGUUGGGAUCCUAACCCCUAUAUGUGUGCAUGUGAUCGUAUUUGGGAAUAAUGAGGCCAUAUCGGUAUAGGGUGUAUCUUAAACCUAAUCACCCUUGAGACAUAAAAAGCAGAUUGGGCACAGAGAAGGAGUCCCUAGGUGGCAAACAGUUAAGUACUCGACUAUUAGCUGAAAGGUUGGGGAUUUGAACCCACCCAGAGAAGCCUCAGAAGACAGGCCUGGCGAUCUCUUUCCAAAAAGUCACAGCCUUGAGAACCCUAUGGAGUAAUUCUAUUCUGCCCACGUGAGGCCGCCAUGAGUAGGAAUCGACUUGACACAACUAGCAACACCAACAACAGCAGCAAAAUGUAACUAAGCCUGCGUCAGCUUCCAGCCAUGUGAGCACCCCAUCCUGGGACUGCAUCUUUCAUCCUGAGUCAAGCGGCCCCAGCUGAUGCCAUGUGGAGCAGAGAUGCAGAAUCAUGGGCAAAAUUGAGUUCUGUGGUUUUAAGUGUUGGGAUAUAGGGUCACUAUGAGUCGGGAUUGACUCGACAGCAACGGGUUUUAAGUUUUGCAGUGGAACAGAGGACUGCUUUUAUUCUGAGUUUUGGCUUGAAUUCCACUUGUUAAUGAUUUAUUUAUUGUCUAUGUAUUAUGACCCUGCCUUAGUCCAUCAGCAUUACUUGCCUAAGGGCACUGAGGCAUCAGGACUCCUGAAACCUCCCUUGACAUCUGGAUCUACUCAGUAGUGUUUAGUGUAGCGCUACAAGCCAGACCGCCUGGGUUGGAAUCCUUCCUUGGCCAUUCGGUGGCUGUAAGACCUUGGUCAAGCUUGUGCCUCUGUUAGGGCUUCUGGGUAGAUGUCCUAGGAGGUCACUAAGGAGAAAACAAAGCAAGUGAGGGGUGGAAUCAGGGCAAGGGUCAGUGCCCUCUGGGGAAAGGAGCUCUGAGGUCAGCCUGCUGUGCUGACCAGGAGUGGCACCACCUCCAUCAGCUGGGCCCACCUCUCUCAGGCCCUCAGGGGCUGAGACAGCAUGAAGAGAAGCUGGCAGCUGUCAGGUAGUCACAGAAUAAAGAACUUUAGAAUUGGAGCUGAGUCCUGGUUGCCCCCCAGAGGCCGCACACAUGACCCCAGAGAAGGAUGGCAGCAGAUGUGUCCAGGUGGGGGCCUUACUAGCUGGAAUUUGCGGAGUUUCUGGACCUGGGGUGUGAUCUCUAUGCUGAGAUGACGAAUAUCUCAGCAGUAACCACGUGCACAUCUGUCUGAUGACAGAUGCCUUGGCCCAGCCUAAGAUCCGGGAACUGGGCCUACCCAUGUGGUGGGAGAUGGAGUAGGGAAUGGAUCUCCAAGAACUAGGCUUAAGUUCCCCCCAGUUUAGCAGAAUAGUUGAUUUAUGAAAAGUAAGGUUAAACCUUAUGUGCACCUGAGUUUGAGGGCUGAGCUUUCUACCCAGCGCACAUGCUUUCGUAUCGUGGGUCCCGGGGAUCUAAUCUCUUCCCACUCUUGUUGAAGCAGAGGAGCCAGCAAGCUCACUGCAUCCCAUCUGCUGGGAUGGGGGCUGGAGAGGAGGGGGCUGGCUUUCUCUCAGACACCAGAUGACAGUUUCCCAGGGAGCCAGUCCUCCACCUGCCCCGAGGGUGGCAAGGGUAGCUUUGGACAGCAGCCGUGAGUUAGGGAGAUUGGGAGAGCGCCCACGAGUGGCCGGGAGAGGACUGAGGUACAGGGCGUUGCAUGAAGGUUUUCAAAGCAGGAGACUGUCACUUAACUGAAGAAUUAUUUACUGAGCAUCUAUCUACUACGUGCCAGGUCCUGGGCUAGGUGCUGCGGGUUAAGUAAAAUAAAGUAUGUGAGAAAGCAUGGAUUCAGAGUGGGGCACAUUUUAGGUGCUUCAAAAAUGUUAUAUUCCUUGUACUCUUCCUGGAAGGAUACCAAGGUGAGGAAAACCCAGUUCCUCAAGGAUCUUAAUGUUCUGGAAGAAGGUCAGGACCCUCACAUGGCUCUCUAGAACCUAGGCAAAGCAAGGUUAGUACUGUAAGCCAGGUCCAAGGACCCAAGGAGUUCAGUGGAAGGAGAGAGAACACCUGGUUGGGGCUUCAUGGAAGAAGUACCAUGUGAGGAAUGAGUGUGUGUAUAGGGGAGGUGGUGAGGUGAAGAAGGGGACAGGGGACAGGACUUGUGGGGUCAGUGCUGGUUCAAUGGUAGAAUUCUCACCUUCCAUGCCUGAGAACAAGGUUCAAUUCCCAGCCAGUGUACUUCAUUCACCCCUACCUACCACCCAUCUGUCAGUGAAGGCUUGCAUGUUGCCAUGAUGCUGAACAGGUCUCAACAACACUUCAAGAUUAAGACAGACUAGGGAGAAAAUCCUGGCACUAUACUUCCAAAAAAUCAGCCAAUGGAAACACUAUGGAUUACCACGGGCCAAUUCACAACUGAUCAGGGGGAUGGCGCAGGAAUGGGCAGCCUUUCCUUCUAUUGUGCAUGUGGUUGCUGUGAGUUGGCCAACUCAAUGUCAGCAAACAAAAACAACAAUGUCAGAAGACUAAGCCACAACAGAACAUGCUCUGGCUGUCCCUAACCUCCAGAGUGACAGUUCAGGUGCACAUCAGUUGGUUGGAAUUUGGAAUGCAUUUUCCCAUGCGGAUAACACUGUAGAUGGACGCUGGGUUCUUAGGCCAGAGAAUGGAAGAUUACUCAAAGCCAUUAUUCAGCUACAUUAUUCAACUAGAUUACUCAAAGCCAUUGCCUAGUUCAGAGUCCAGAGAGAUGGUAGGUCUCUGGCACACCUCCUUCUGGGGGGCUGGGCCUGCCAUUGGCCAAGGGUUUUGUUUUUCUGGGGUGUGGUUUGUUUUAGGAGGAGAGGAGAAAUCAUAAGUUCAGUAAUCAUUGUAUUUAAUAACAAAGCAAUCAACUGGCACAUAUGUAUAAUUACAUAUUAAAGAAUAACCAGUUUGCAGAAGGUAAUAAUGAAAUAUGUCCUAAAUUGCUGUCAAAAUAGCAGGCAGGCAAGUCUUAGAAUUUCCCAGUGGCCAAAGCAGUGUUGUUUAAAGUAAAUGCCCCUGUCUCUCCCACCCAGGUUUCCCAAGCCCUCUAAAUUCCUUGGCAGGAUGCCCUGAGGGUCUGGCAUAUCCACAGGGUCCUAUUGAGAAAAGAGCCAAAACUGGUUCUGUACCUAUGUUCACCAAGCUUUGUGUCACCACAUGGUAGACUGACUGCAAAACAGAACCCAAUUCUUCCCUUCCCUGUUCCCAUGUCCCUUUCUUUGUGACCUUGUAGCUCCUCCCAAUGAGAGUCCGGGUCUAUUUCCCCAUCCCUUGAAUCUGGGCUGGCCUUGUGACUUGCUUUAGCCAAUGACAGGGUGGCAGUGUGCAAGUUCUGGGCCUAGACCUCAAGCAUCACUCUCGACCCCUGUCUUCACCAUUAGAUCAAGCCUGUGCUGGGCUGUUGAGGAUGAGAGACCAUGUGGAACCGAGGCAAGCUGUUCCACCUGAGGCCAGUCUAGAUCAGCCAGGACCCAGCCCACCCACGAGCUUAGAGCACAUGCAUGAGCCAGCCCAGCAGACAUCAGCCAAGCUCAGCCUCAACCAGAAGAAUCAUCCAACUGACCCUCAGACUCAAGAGGCAAAAUAAAUGCUUAUUGUUUUCAGCCACUGGGUUUUGUGCUUAUUUUAUCAUACAGAGCAUUAUUCCAGUAGCAACGGAUCACUGGCAAACAAUGUAAUCCCACCACCCUGGUUACAGGGUUCUGUAGCUGAGCCCAAAGCAGCCAUCUGUAGGCUGACUAGUGGCCUCUGACAUGGCCUGGUGCUAAAGCUUUGCCCGACAGGUGCUCUCAAUACUGAAUAGUGAGUGGUCACCCAGCCAGAUCUUUCUUAGGGUGUUUGAUAACACCGUAAGAAGUGUGCAGGGAGGCGAGUGCAAAACCCUCAGAGAAGCAGGGAUACAAGUGGUAGGGAGGUGCUGAAACCAAGAAAUCUGGGUAAAGAAGACAGUAAGCAGAACCAAGGGUAGUGGUGGUUGGGUGGAAGAAUUCUCACUUUCCAUGCUGGAGACCCAGGUUCCAUUUAUGGCCGUGCACCUCACGCAGAGCCACUGCCCAUCUGUCAGUGGAGGCUUGCAUGCUGCUGUGAUAGUGAACAGGUUUCACUGGAGCUUCUAGAGUAAGAUGGACUUAGGAAGAAAGGCCCGGCAAUCGAGUUCCAAAAAUCAGCCAACGAAAACCCUGUGGAUCACAACGGUCUGACCUUUGUUGUGCAUGGAGUCACCAUGCAGCUAACAACAAACAAAAAGAAGCCAUGAAGCAGGAAGAAACAUACCUGAGGAGAUGCUUUCAGUGAAGAGGAGAGUGGAAAGGGGCGUUGGAGCAGAGGCUCAUGGGUGAAGCAGAAGCCAUGGCAAAAAUGGGCCAAGACACACUUGCAGCGGUGCCCCUCUGAGCAAGAGCACUUGCUCCCUGCCCUUGAAGGGCGAGGAGAGGCUCACACCCCUGCUCCUAGGGGUGGCCAUAGCCACCCUUAUCCUAAAUAAUGUGCCACCUCCCAGAUGUCUGGUGUCCUCACCUCCCCACGGAGCCUUAAAAUAACCCAACCUCUACUGGGUAAGACACCUGAGCUGGUCUUUGCCACCUGCAACCCGAGAGAACCGAAACACGUGACUGCACAAGUAGCACGUGAUCCCUGUAGAAAAUUUAGAAAAUAUAAAACCAAUUGCUGUCGAGUUGAUUCCGACUCAUGGCAGCCCCACAUGUGUCAGAGUCGACCUGCUCUCCAUAGGGUUUUCAAUGGUUGACUUUUUUGCAAGUAGAUCACCAGGCGUUUCUUCCAAGGUGUCUCUGGACGAAUUCAAACCACCAACCUUUUGGUUAGCAGCCAAGCAUGUUAACUGUUUGUACAACCCAGGGAAUCCUUAGGAAGGCUUCAUAUUGUCACUGAAUCUAUUCAUAGCAGCCAUAUAGGACAGAGUAGAACUGCCCCAAGAGAGUUUCCAAGGCUGUAAAUCUUUACAGAAGCAGUCUGCCACGUCUUUAUCUUUGGCUGGUGGGUUUGAACGGCCAACAUUUUGGCUAGCAGCCAAGUGCUUAGCCACUGUGUUACCAGGGCUCUUGGAAAAUAUAGAUAAGUCAAAACAAGAAAAUACAAGUCACCUGUAACCCCACCACUUAGAAAUAACCACUGUUGAUAUUUUGGUGUUUAUCCUUUCUCAAUGUUCUAAGCAUGUAUACAAAACAGAGUAACAGUACACAUGCUGUUUUAUACCAUUUUUUUUUCUAAACAACUUCUAGCAAACAUUUUUCCAAAUCAAUAAAAGUUUGUCAAUAGUUGUAGUGU